Messenger RNA from Aedes aegypti (yellow fever mosquito), 4324 nucleotides. RefSeq names its product putative transcription factor SOX-15 (gene Sox15). The transcript is spliced from 3 exons. Gene Ontology annotation, biological process: cell differentiation; regulation of DNA-templated transcription; anatomical structure morphogenesis. Gene Ontology annotation, molecular function: DNA-binding transcription factor activity, RNA polymerase II-specific; RNA polymerase II cis-regulatory region sequence-specific DNA binding. The record is from RefSeq and is a predicted model, not a curated record. Bases 817 to 3300 code for a protein of 827 amino acids. NCBI's taxonomy places the organism in Eukaryota, Metazoa, Arthropoda, Insecta, Diptera, Culicidae.
CAGCGAAACCGGUUGUCUGAGCUGCGCGAGCUCACCAGCUGUGAGAGGACGCAAGUCACUCCGAAGGCGACUUACCGCGCCGAGGUCUCUCACUCGUAGAAUAACGCGCGCACGUAUCGCACGUUGUUGCUUCGCAUCCGUCGUCUUUCCGUCGCUAUAGCUUACAGUUCUGUGUGAUGCGCCGCUCUGCUGGACGAUUCGCCGCUCUCGUGUGAUCGAUCCUGCGCAAUACGCGGGCAAAGGAUCUGUAUUGUCGGAUCGCGUAGUCUUCAACAGGUUGGGGUCUGUGUUUUUGUUUCGCGCUCUCAUCGAAGACAAUCGUGUCAGGUUAAUUGGAUAAUUAUCGCUUUAGUGGAUUGUGUGAAGAAACCAGCGGAAGUUGAAGGGAGAUUCUCCGCGAAGAACCUGUGCGAGUGGAGUUAAGGGGUGUUAAUUAAGCUGACAAACGCAAGGUUAACGCUACACCUGACGAAGUGAUUAUAUUUGUUAAAGUGACAACUCAAGGAGUAUGAUGGUUAGUGGAGGUAUUGAUGAAUGUUAACUACAAAUGUUCGAUGGAUUCAGAAGAAAACGUGAUUUAUUGAGGUUGAAUCAGUGUCGAUCAACCUGAGGAAAUAUCUUGAGGAAAAAACAAGUAUUGUUAAGUGAUGGAGUGUUAUGUGCAUUGAAUAGUUUGAGUGAAUCAAACUGAUAAAGAAAAGUGCUAGAGCAAUUCAGAACAACAAUCGAGUUGAUCGCAGUGAUUCGAUCAACAAUUAAUUCAAGACGAAAGAAAGUUGGUGUUCGUGAAAGGUGAAGGACAAUCGUUGAAGCAGAAUGGAAUCAGACGGGGAACGUGACAACGGCUAUAGCCAUUACAACUCACCACAACAUCAACAAUCCGCACAACAGAGCUAUCACCGAUCUUACGAGGAAUACAUGCACCACCAGCAGCAGCAACAACAACAGCAGCAGAAUCAAUCCAGCCAUCAGAAUCAGUCUCAAAACAGUGCGGCCGGUUCUCCACUACCGGGUCUUCCCGGACAGCACUCCAGCACCGGAGGAUCAAUGCUGGCACCGCAGAGUCCCAGCAUGCUCGGCUCCGGCAGUAACGGCAUGAUGUCCUCCCCGCUCAUGCAGUCACACUCACCGCUGCUGUCGUCCAAUCCCUCGUUGCUGAACUCGCAAUCUCCGCUGCUGUCCAACUCGCCGUUGAUGAGCCAAUACGCUCCCUACCAGGAUGUGAUUCCCACCAUCUUGCCGCAGGACGAUCCCGGAGGAUGGGGAGGCUACGCCCUCGCUCCGGGACCCUAUCAGAGUGAGUUCUGUGCCUCCAACUACGGGGUGCUACACCAGCGGCAGCAGUACGGAGGUCCGGGCAAGAUGGGACCCCACGGGGCGUUGAAAAGCGCCAAAGAGGCACGCAUCCGGAGGCCCAUGAACGCGUUCAUGGUGUGGGCCAAGGUGGAGCGGAAAAAGCUCGCCGACGAAAAUCCAGAUCUCCACAAUGCCGAUCUCAGUAAAAUGCUAGGUAAAAAGUGGCGCUCCCUGACGCCACAGGACCGCCGGCCGUACGUCGAAGAAGCUGAGCGACUACGAGUGAUUCACAUGACCGAGCAUCCCAACUAUAAAUAUCGGCCACGUCGCCGGAAGCAUACGAAAGCUCGCAGUGGAGCAGCCGGUAGCAAUGGCGCUGUUGGCAAUCAAGCUGGAUCGAAUAACACUCCAUCCAACAAUGUGAGUAAUUCGUCCCCAAGUGAACUGAACUUUGAUGGGGAUUCUUCGCAACGAAUGAGCCCGUACAGUUAUAACCCGCACUACUACUCCGGAGCAAACAACGUCCUGAACACGCCCGAUUCCAGUCCGACGCAAAGUCCUUCGCCAAUACCGCCAACAGCUGUUCCUGCAGCGAUGAGCAGGAAACUUUCUGGUAACUCGGUGGAUAUUAGUCAAAAAAUGGACGACGUCUCAUCAGCUCUACCGACGCCAGAGAUGAGCCCCCUGGAACUAGAGAAAGAAAGCUACAAUGGCCUGCAUGCCAGCCAUAGCUACGAUGAUCUGAAGAGCAAACAGAAAUUGUCUUACGACAGUUACAAUAGCGUGAAAGCCGAACAAAAACUUCCUGCCACCUUUCCCAACAGCUAUGAUCAUGACAGCGAAAUCAAGCGAGAAUACAGCUCUACGCCAUCGUACAUGCAUUCCGCGACACCUGAGAAACGAUUCCAUUACGAAGCAGCUCUUCCUAAUGGAAUUCACGACAGAAGAAACUACUUAGCGCCUAACUCAGGAUCUACGACAACCACGGCUAUGGUGAACGGUAUGUACGUCAUGUGUACCAACCGAAGUAUCCUGGACCAGGGUCACAUCGUCACAGGAACGUACUUCCCGCCGUUAGCCACUUCCGAAGAUCACCAAACUUUGGGAACAACCCUGACCACUAGCCAUGUGUCACAUCUCAGUACAAACAGUAAUAGCAGUAGUAGUAAUCACAACCACAGCAAUAGCAAUAACAGCAACUCCAGCAACAACAUCCCAAUCUCUAGUGGCAAUAGUCUGAACAAAGCCAGUAAUGGUCUUGUAAGUAGUGCACAUCUAAGUGGCAGUCCAGGAUCCAACCAACUCGUGCAACAAUCCGCUCAGGGCGCAGGACUAACGUCAGAACAGAUAAACAGCUAUUACGGCGUUAACUCGCUCCCAUCUGGCCUUCCUGCCUAUUCGUAUGCUUACAAAGACUACGGCAUAACCUACGAAUCGCCUUCGAUGGGUCAGGACGAGAUGGAUUCGCGGGAGCUUGACAAAUACCUUAAGUAUCCGGAUAGCAAUCACAACUUCAACAGUUACGAAUCGUACCAUCACAGCGGUGCCAUCUACGGUCAUGCACCAGCCACAGACUAUUACAGCUACCACCAGCAAAACGCCUCCCUUCUAGCUCAACAGCAACAACAACAGCAGCAACAACAACAACAGCAAUCCCAGCAACAGCUUUCCUUGGGCUCAUCGUCUCCUGCGGGCAGCAACUCUAGCUCCGGUGGCAAAAUCGAUGGGUCGAUGUUAGCCUCGGGUCCGAGUGGACAUUUACCGACGACCCCAGUUGCAUUGUACGCACUACCACUUCAACACUCUCAACUGGCAGCAGCACAACAGCAGCAUCAACACCAGCAACAGCAACAGCAGCAGCAUCCGCACCAGCAGCAGCUGCAUCUGGCACAUGGGCCCAACGCGCAUGGUAUCACAGACAUCUACGUGACCAGUGAACAGCUGAAGGACGAUGAGUUUAGUAACAUUUUGGCCGGUGUCCGGAAAACUUGCUACAGUAAUUGAGAGUAGGGUUGAGGAUGGGUUGAUUUGUGUGGAUGGAUACAGUGACUUCAUGAAUGGUGCCUAUUUGAGAUUGAUAUAUUCAUUCAAUAGCUAUCCAAUGUAAUCUUCCCAGGUUUAAGUGAAUUAAUCAUUUAUCGCAGUAUUUGUCAAUUCUGAAAUUUUCAAUUAUUUUCCAUAGAAAAGUUUAUUGGUUUAUCGAUCGCAAGAUCCUUGGUUUGAUAUCAGGCUGCCAUGAUUUUUUCUCUUGUUUACAAAUUUAAAUUUCUGAAGGUAAACUUUAUGAAUUUCAAUUCGGUUUCUUGUGGCUGUUUUUCAUAAGAUGUUUAUUUGUAUUUGUUCAUUUGCCUGAGUGUAUGAUUCAACACGAAGUUUGGACAAGCAUGGAGAAUAUUUAAUAUUAGAUAGAAAUGCGAGCCUAAUCAGUUGUUGUGGGACUCAAUUGUCAUUUAAAUCAAUCGAUGUUUCAAUCUCAAGAACAUUUCUAGUAACAGUUUUCCAAUGUAUAUACUUCUACUAAUGUUUUAACUACAAGAAAACUGUUAACACUUACUUAGAGAAUGUGGAAAUGUGUAGAAAUACUUCACUAUUCAAUGAAAUGGAAAGGAAAUGUGUAAAAAUGCUUCUCUAUUUAUAUUUUCAAGUAUUUUCCUGUCGAAAAUUGAAAAAAAAAUUAAAAAACGUUUUUUGCUAUUUUUGAUGCAAUUUUGUGAGAUUUUCUGAUCAUUUUUCAUGUCGAUACAUAACCAAACUUUUGAAACUAUCGCCGAGAAUCGCCCUGUGCAAUUAUAUUAUAUAGUUUGCAUUCAAUCCGAAAAAAAAUUGUUGAACUUAUCCUUUAAAAGCGUAUUGAAGUACUAAAACUUUAAUCAAACUCGUGGGACACAACGCCCACCUUUAUUUCAUAACAUCAAAACAGCCGUUUGAAUUCAUAUUCCAGCAAACGCAAUGUCACGCUGUGGCUACGUGCAAAUACGAUCUUACAAAUGUGUAUUUCUCGUAUCAGAAUGUAUUGCUGUGUGCGUUU